AGAAAUGUAGGGCAAGGAGCGAUGCUGCUCGUGAUCGAUUGCUGUUAUCCGUUUCUUGUGUGCGACCAACGCAAUGUUGUAUUGCCUUACUUCGCUUUCAUACAAGACUUGAAGGGGAUCCACAGGUACAGAGACAAUAGCUCUCUCACUCUGAAUGCGAUGCCCGCAUAUCCGUUACGUCCACAUCUACGUACUUGAACCUUCAUAAGUCUUUUGAAGUUUGUUCGCGAGAUGGAAAGCGGUUGAAGGCGUCCAUUUACUCCAAUGAUGAAGGGAGUUUUCAAGGAAAGAGAAGGGAAGAGGGCAAAAGCUCUGCUUCAUCUACUGCUGUUGCUGUUGACCUGGUCUAUCACGUACACUAAAGGUGGAGAAGAUGCAAGCCAGCAGACGCUGUCCGACUUGGAAAUGGUCACCAGACCCGCGAGCAGCAGUCAUAGCAGCAGCAGCAGCAGCAGCAGCAGUGCCAGCUCAGCUACGCCAUUUCUAACUCCACCACCACCACCACCGACGACCCGAAUCAGCCUUGUUAUGUUCAUUUACACGCCUGUCAUCGUCAUUAGCAUUGCCUUGGUGGGAGCUAUUAUCGUUAUUAUCACGCGGCGAGGCUCACGCCCUGAUCAAAUUGUUGCAGGGAAAGAACCAAGCAAGCCCACAGUCAAUCUGCGUCAUGCCACGAAGAAAAAGCCAGCCAACAAACAGCAUGCCUCUGACAGAGCCGAUGGCGGCAAGGGGGAUACACAUGACUCCUUUUGGGAUAUACCUGUGCGAGUUUCCUCCCACUUGAAGGGAAGACAGGGCAAUUUGGACGUGCCAGCAAGUGGCAGGAGGUCGUGUAGCUCUCUCGAAAGCAUGGCGUCCUUCCUUCACGAGAGCUUUGAGCCAGACACGGCAGCCGAGGCCCGUGCCGAGAACGAUCCUGCCCUGGAUUUCAGCAUGGACUGGCCAACCACCGUAGUCGACCUGCCUGGGGAGCCGAUGAUGAAGCUACGCUACAACAUCGUCACAAUCUCACCGAGCAGCCAACACGAGAAUCCCUUCAACAGCAGCAGCAGCACCACCACGAACGACAACAACAGCAGCAGCAGCAUCGAUGAUGAUCAGGCUGGUGUGAACAACUGCAUCAAUCCAUCCAGCUAAGACUGAGCGGUCAUUGGAAUUUCAGAUCCAUACCAGAACUGAUUGCGAGGCUAGGGACAGCCCUAAGCUACGUCCAAGGCAGAGCAAGAGCAGCUGCCGCUAUUGUUCGCUACAUCUGGGUACAGCCCGCAACCUGGAAAAAUGCUGUAAGACUAAAAGAAGUGACUUUCCUUUGAUUUAUAUAUUCUCCAGUGACAAGAGUUUUGUUAGGUCACUCCUCUGACUCUUUGUGGAGGUGGGCACGUGGGUGAGGGAGAGAGAGAGGGAGAGAGAGAGAGAGAGAGAGAGAGAGAGAGAGAGAGAGAGAGAGAGAGAGAAAGAAAGAGAGGUAGGUAAAGGUACGAGUUCUGUCAAAGACAUCCAUAUCUAUAAUUGCGACAGAGCGUGUCCACUGCAUUUGCCCAAAUUUUAGGUAUGGGCGAUAAGGUGAUACGAAAUGUGAACCGAGGCAUUGAUGAAUAAUCCCAACCAAUACAGAAUAAUCAACACGGAAUUAUCCGGAAUUGUUUGAAUUGACAAUUAUGGUGAAUUCUUCUUACCGACGACAUCCUUAGUUUUCUCCUUUUAUUCUUCUCCUUCUCUCUUUAUUGUCCACGGUGCUCAUCCUUCAUUUUUUGCUUUGAUUGAAAAAUGUAAUGCUCACCUUUCUAUUUUUAAUCUUAUUGCGUGAUAAGAUAACUUCUUGAACGUAAUACUAUUAUUGUUCUAGCAGGCCAGAUAACAGGAUUUACAAUGUACAUGUGGUCAUAAUCAGAUUACAAAAGAGGCUCGCAAAUGCAUCCAUUAUUCUAUCUUAUUUUCAUUUCAUUUGCCAGCUUCAUGCAAGUCGCGAAAUGUCAUGCUGACUGAGAGACUAUGAUACAUGUACAUUAAGUUGAAUUUUUAGUAUGGUUCUGUUUGAGAAUAGGCAAUCAAAUUUAUCUCUUUGUUUUCAUCCAAACUGGGUAAGUUUGAGGAAUUUUAAAACAAACGUAUCACACCAAUGCAGGUGGAUGUAUCUUUUACUUUAUUCUCCCUUGUAUCUUGACUUCAUAGUUUGAUUUUAUCCAGAAAGUGUGCUUGUGGUAUUUCGGUUUCCUUCUCAUGGUGCUCUGCAUUUUGGUACAAGGGCUGGAUUGGCUUGUACAUGCGAGCCGUUGCCGGUGAGCUGUUCGUGCUGGUGUUCGCAAGCGUCGUGUGGUCUCGUCCGGUCGGGAAAAGAACCUAUUACUGG
This is a messenger RNA of Sycon ciliatum, 2350 nucleotides long. RefSeq lists its product as uncharacterized. Bases 265 to 1137 code for a protein of 290 amino acids. The transcript has 2 exons. Lineage: Eukaryota; Metazoa; Porifera; Calcarea; Leucosolenida; Sycettidae. The record is from RefSeq and is a predicted model, not a curated record.